Molecule: messenger RNA, 671 nt
Organism: Vigna umbellata (rice bean)
Lineage: Eukaryota; Viridiplantae; Streptophyta; Magnoliopsida; Fabales; Fabaceae
Product: UPF0161 protein At3g09310
Source: RefSeq, a predicted model, not a curated record
UUUGUUGUCAGUCACUAAUGCUGGUGCUGGUCUGAAGGCUUCACAGCGGUGGUGCUUGUGUCUUGGCGUCACCAUGGCCAAUCUUUUUCUAACUCACAACUCUUAUUCUUCCGUUCUAAAUCAAAACCCUAAUUUCUCUUCUCCUAAAAUCAAAAUAAAUCCACUCCACUAUCCUUUCAGAACCCUACCACAUCAUCACACCCCAUUGGUUUGUGCAUUAAAGGAAGAUUCCAACCCUGAAACAAUCCAAGAUGGCGAGGUGAAAAAUUUAGGAGUCGAAGUUGCGCUGUCCAUGUUGAGAUUCUACAAGAGAGAAAUUUCACCAAUUUUGCCCAAGAGCUGUCGCUAUGUUCCUACAUGCAGUGAAUAUUCCAUGGAGGCUUAUAAGAGAUAUGGAGUGGUGAAGGGUACAGUUUUGACUGCCUGGCGUCUCUGUCGAUGCAAUCCCCUUGGUGGGCAUGGUUAUGAUCCACCUAGAUGGUUUGGCGAGCCUCGUCUACCGGAAGAUGUUGACGACUGAUUGAGAUGAAUGGCUGAUUUUAAGAGAAAUUGUAUUGAGAAGGAUUAUAUGUGAUCGGAAUAGAUCGGAUGAUAAUCAAAUUGAACAUCUUUGUACACCCAAAGAGAAAACAGUUCUGAAACAAAGAGAGAUCUGCACAUUGAAUACCGUA